Messenger RNA from Nycticebus coucang (slow loris), 1831 nucleotides. It is a transcript of the gene GYG1, whose product is annotated as glycogenin 1. Gene Ontology annotation, molecular function: glycosyltransferase activity. NCBI's taxonomy places the organism in Eukaryota, Metazoa, Chordata, Mammalia, Primates, Lorisidae. The transcript has 8 exons. The coding region runs from base 124 to 1176 and encodes 350 amino acids. Gene Ontology annotation, cellular component: cytoplasm. The record is from RefSeq and is a predicted model, not a curated record.
GGCCGCUAUAAGAGCGCCCGGGACUAACGCCGGGCUCGCGCCGCGCCUCCUCGCCGGCUCCCGCCCCUCCGCUCCUCCGCGCUCCAGCCUGCGGCGGUCCCGGCCGCCCGCGCCCGCAGCAGCAUGACAGAUCAGGCCUUUGUGACACUGACCACAAACGAUGCCUACGCCAAGGGUGCCCUGGUCCUGGGCUCGUCUCUGAAACAGCACAGGACCACCAGGAGGCUGGUCGUGCUCACCACCCCGCAGGUCUCAGACUCCAUGAGAAAAGUUUUAGAGACAGUCUUUGAUGAAGUUAUCAUGGUAGAUGUCUUGGACAGUGGUGAUUCUGCUCAUCUAACCUUAAUGAAGAGACCUGAGUUGGGCGUCACGCUGACGAAGCUCCACUGCUGGUCGCUUACACAAUAUUCAAAAUGUGUGUUCAUGGAUGCAGAUACUCUGGUCCUAGCAAAUAUUGAUGAUCUUUUUGAAAGAGAAGAAUUGUCAGCAGCACCAGACCCGGGGUGGCCUGAUUGCUUCAAUUCGGGAGUCUUCGUGUAUCAGCCUUCAGUUGAAACAUAUAAUCAGCUGCUGCACCUUGCUUCUGAGAAAGGUAGUUUUGAUGGUGGGGACCAGGGCUUACUGAACACAUAUUUUAGCAGCUGGGCAACAACAGAUAUCAAAAAACACCUGCCAUUUAUUUAUAACCUAAGCAGCAUUUCCAUAUACUCCUACCUCCCAGCAUUUAAAGCGUUUGGUGCAAAUGCCAAAGUUGUGCACUUCCUGGGACGAGUCAAACCGUGGAAUUACACAUACGAUCCCCAAACAAAAAGUGUCAAAAGUGAGUCCCAUGAUCCUACCAUGACUCACCCAGAGUUUCUCACCGUGUGGUGGGACAUCUUCAGCACCAACAUUUUACCUCUGCUUCAACAGUUUGGCCUUGUCAAAGACACCUGCUCAUACCUGAAUGUGCUUUCAGACUUGGUCUAUACACUGGCUUUCUCUUGUGGCUUCUGUAGAAAGGAAGAUAUCGCAGGAGCCGUAUCACACCUGUCCCUCAGGGAGAUCCCAGCUGUAGCCCAGCCUUUUGUAUCAUCCGAAGAACGGAAGGAACGGUGGGAACAGGGCCAGGCUGAUUAUAUGGGAGCUGAUUCCUUUGACAACAUCAAGAGGAAACUUGACACUUACCUACAGUAGAAACACUGCCAUUUUCCUGUGGACACAUCUCCUUCACUGGCACUUGUUUCUGAUACUUAGUAUCUAGAGCUGGGUGGAGAAAAGUCUUGCUAGAGGCUUUCACUAAAACUCAUCAGAUGAGUGGUUUUUGCAGGUAAGAGAACUGAGCAAUAGUUGUGAAGUAGCAAUUCUGCUAUAUGGACAGUGUUCUGCUUUUUAACCUAGAUUUAGCUCAUGUUCCAGCUAGCAUACAAGGAAGGGAAACUUCAAUAUUAAGCUGUUAAUGAUGACUAUGUCAACUCUUAAAUGUGCAAAACCAGACUCUCAAUCAGUCUCUCCCUUUGGAAUAGGGCAUGGCCUCUGUCCCUUGCUUGUUUAUCCUUCAUUAGACCUGCGUUUUACAACUGCCCAGUGGCUGCCAGUGAUUAUAAUUCUGCUUUCAGGUAAAGACAGCCUAUAGUAACACUGCUGAAUGAUUCGUAAACAUAUCCACAAAUGGUGUCAACUCAUUUUAUUUCCUAGUCUUAGUAUCUGAAGAUAUUCACCAAGCUAUGUACAGCAUGGCAACAUGCUAAAAUGCUUUUUGUUCAGUUCUGUGUAUCUGAUAAUAGCAGUGUGUUCUCUGAUGGUUACCUGCAGCGGCACCUCGUAUGAAAAAUAAAGAUGUAUUGCUGUA